This is a messenger RNA of Micropterus dolomieu (smallmouth bass), 3071 nucleotides long. It is a transcript of the gene lims2, whose product is annotated as LIM and senescent cell antigen-like domains 2. Lineage: Eukaryota; Metazoa; Chordata; Actinopteri; Centrarchiformes; Centrarchidae. The record is from RefSeq and is a predicted model, not a curated record. Gene Ontology annotation, biological process: positive regulation of integrin-mediated signaling pathway; cell-cell adhesion; positive regulation of substrate adhesion-dependent cell spreading. The coding region runs from base 166 to 1494 and encodes 442 amino acids. The transcript has 12 exons. Gene Ontology annotation, cellular component: cytoplasm; cell-cell junction; focal adhesion.
GAGGCCCGUCUUCGCCAUUCUGCUCCGCUGUGUGAAAACUCACGAUACAUCCCAGACUGUACAACAUCUGGACAUCUGCAACUGAAGUCAGAAAUACACAAGCCUGGUCUGCGAGGGAGCGGAGCGAUGCUCGGCAUUACUGAAAUGACAAACGGACAGUUGUAGAUGAGUAUGGAGGUGAAUGGCCAUGCCCUGCCGCCAUCAAUACCUGAGGACAGAGAAGCCCCGGACCAUGUUUCUCAUGAGGAGAUGAACGGUUACCACCAGAGAUUUCAGGGUGGUGACGGGGGAGAGGCUGAAGUCCCGGUGUCCAAGUCCCAGAGACGGAAAAGCGAUGUCAAAGUCUACAAGGAAUUUUGUGAUUUUUAUGCUCGCUUCAACAUGGCCAAUGCUCUGGCCAAUGCCAUGUGUGAGCGCUGCAAGAGCGGUUUCGCCCCAGCUGAGAAGAUCGUCAACAGUAACGGGGAACUUUACCAUGAGCAGUGCUUCGUGUGCGCCCAGUGUUUCCAACAGUUCCCAGAGGGACUCUUCUAUGAGUUUGAAGGCAGGAAAUACUGUGAACAUGACUUCCAGAUGCUGUUUGCUCCCUGCUGCCACCAGUGUGGUGAGUUCAUCAUUGGCCGUGUGAUCAAGGCCAUGAACAACAGUUGGCAUCCAGACUGUUUCUGCUGUGACCUCUGCGAGGCCGUGCUCGCUGAUGUUGGAUUUGUAAAGAAUGCUGGAAGGCACCUGUGUCGUCCAUGCCACAACAGGGAGAAAGCUCGGGGCCUCGGCAAGUACGUCUGCCAGAAGUGUCACGCCAUUAUUGAGGAGCAGCCUCUGCUGUUCAAGAAUGAUCCUUACCACCCUGAUCACUUCAACUGCAACAACUGCGGUAAGGAGCUGACAGCUGAUGCCAGGGAGCUGAAGGGGGAGCUCUACUGCCUGCCCUGCCACGACAAGAUGGGUGUCCCCAUCUGCGGGGCCUGUAGGAGACCCAUUGAGGGCCGCGUGGUUAACGCUAUGGGCAAGCAGUGGCAUGUGGAGCAUUUUGUGUGUGCUAAGUGUGAGAAACCUUUCCUGGGACACCGUCACUACGAGCGCAAGGGCCUGGCCUACUGUGAAACACACUAUAACCAGCUGUUUGGAGAUGUUUGCUACCACUGCAAUCGUGUUAUCGAAGGAGAUGUGGUGUCUGCCCUCAACAAGGCUUGGUGUGUCAACUGUUUUGCAUGCUCUACCUGCAACACCAAGCUCACCCUCAAGGAUAAGUUUGUGGAGGUGGAUCUGAAGCCGGUGUGUAAGCACUGCUACGAGCGCCUGCCGGAUGACAUGAAGCGCCGGCUGGCCAAGCGCGAACGCGACUCAAAAGAGAAGAAGAAGAAAUUAUUGAUACCCAUGAACAAGUUUGUGGAGUUUGACAUGAAGCCAGUGUGCAAGAAGUGCUACGAGAAAUUCCCUCUGGAGCUGAAGAAGAGGCUGAAGAAGCUGUCUGAAACUGUGGCACGAAAGUAAACGUACAGUGGAGCAGCUGGCGGGAGGGAGAAACAGAUGAGACCCUGAGGUGGCCGUGCAGGUCACAUUUCCAGAAUUGACAAUCCUAUAACUAGCAUUUGUGUGUGAGGAGCAUUUCAUGAGCCUGAAACUGACAGACGGGUAAACAGUUGGUCAGUCAGUCAGAAGGUUUAACAAUAACUUGUUCAGUGCCUUUUGGCUCAAAUACUGCACUGUAUAUCUUUCACGCGCUUGCCUUAUUUCACUAUAUAUACAUAUAUAUAUAUAUAUAUAUAUAUAUAUUAAACCUAAAAACAGAUGACGGUCCUGAAUUUCAAAAUUAUAUGAGCUUUAAGAGAACAGAAACAAGAGAAUAAUAAAAAUUGUGUUACAGGCUGCCAACUCGUCUCAUGAUGCCCAGCCAUGUGUCCUCUGUUUGACUGAUGUUACUCUUGUAUAAUAACGCUGUUAACCCAAAGAAAGUUGAGAGGAAAAUACUGUUUUAUUGAAUAUGUGUAUAAUGUCUCUAAUAUUUCCUGUUUUCCACCAACAUGUAUCAUGUUAUGUAUUAUGAAUGUGUCUUUAAUAUUUUGCUAAAUAAGUUUGUGUUUAGCUCUAUAAAGUUAGAAUUGCAGAUGUCAUACUGUACCCUCCUUAGUGCUACAGUAAUGGACUCAACUUCGGCUGCAGUAUGUUGCAGUUAUGUGCUAUGCAUUUUAUGUGUGAAACAUGCUCUAUGCAAACAGAGUUACCAGUUUAUUAGGUUCACUUGUACAAUCUAAUAUAACCCAAUACAACUACAUUUAAAUGAAUCCUGAGUUUAUAAUAUUCAGCUCAUUUUACAGUAAGGUCAACAGAAUAUUAGAAACACCUCUAAAAGUAAGGAAGUCCACUUCAGCACCAUAACUACAGCUUAAAAAUUACUUUAGAGACGAAGCAACUCCUCUGACACGCUGCUGUCCACAAAUACUGAACAUAAUAAGCUGCACAGUAACAGGAUUUAUUGCAUGGCAGCUGGUAACUGUGUUUGUUACAACAUGAUGGCUUGUGGCAUGUGCAGAGACCGGAUGUGGGAGCAGGGUUAGAUGUUGGAACGUGUGUCUCUGCUGUUUGUAAUCCAGAGAGAGUGAUCCUCUUAGAGAGGGGUACCGACUUCCUCAGGGCUCAGACCCAUUGAAAGCCAACUUUUGUGAAGGAGGAAGAAUAGUUUCACUUAAGCAGUAUUUUAUCGUAGAAGUCUUUUUUUCUUUUUACAUAUUAGCUUAAUAACACAUUCCACUAUUUUAUGGAAAUACAAAGCCUAUGUUACUGUUGUGUCAUGUAGACAUAAAACUAUCCACUGGACUGUUUGUUGUGAAACAGAACUUCAGCUCAGCUAAAAAUAGUUUUAAUUUAUAUCUUACUAGAUGACUCUACAAAGACAGACAAUGCUCUUAUACUGUAUUUUAACUUCACGGUUAGCUUCACUUGGCAAGAAGCAACAUUUAUUCAUGUAAACACACCAAAGUGCAUGUUCUAAACUUGAAUGGAAAGUUAUUUUUCAUUAUAUCUAAGAUAAUUCUAUCAACACAUCUGAAUAAACAUAUAUGUCAAUGCUA